AUGAAUUUUCUGCAGACUCAAAGGAUCGAGGUGAUAAGCAUGGCAGUAGCUCUGGUUGCCAUUGUUGGUGGCACCGCUUACUAUUACUAUCUCACCAAGAAAUGUAAACGGUGCUUGAAUCCUGAGAAAUUCAAGGAAUUUAAACUUGUCAAACGCACUCAACUCAGUCAUAAUGUUGCCACAUUCAGAUUUGAACUUCCCACUUCUACCUCGGUAUUGGGACUCCCCAUUGGACAACAUAUCAGCUGCAGAGGGAAAGACAGCCUUGGUGAAGAAGUAAUCAGACCGUAUACUCCAACAACUUUGGAUACCGAUAUUGGAUACUUUGAAUUGGUUGUAAAGAUGUAUCCACGAGGAAGAAUGUCUCAUCACUUUAGUGAGAUGCGUGAAGGCGAUCACUUAGCCGUGAAAGGACCAAAGGGACGUUUUAAGUACCAACCCAACCAAGUAAAAGCUAUUGGAAUGGUUGCUGGUGGCACCGGUAUCACUCCAAUGUAUCAGGUUACAAGAGCUAUACUAGAAAAUCCAGAGGAUAAAACCAGCAUAAAUUUGAUAUAUGCCAAUGUCACAUAUGAGGACAUUCUUCUAAAGGAAGAGCUGGAUGAUUUGGCAAUUAAGUUCUCAAAUCAAUUUAAAGUUUAUUAUGUUCUAAAUCAGCCACCAGAAAUAUGGGACGGUGGUGUCGGAUUCGUAUCCUAUGAAAUGAUCAAAACAUAUUUCCCUGCACCCGCAUCGAAUAUUAAGAUAUUAAGAUGUGGACCACCUCCCAUGAACAAUGCUAUGGCUGCUUACCUUGGACUUCUUGGUUACAGUGAUGAGAUGCUGUUUGAGUUUUAG
Molecule: messenger RNA, 837 nt
Organism: Lathyrus sativus (Indian pea)
Lineage: Eukaryota; Viridiplantae; Streptophyta; Magnoliopsida; Fabales; Fabaceae
Source: the annotation of a GenBank genome assembly